AUGCAGUCAACGACUUGGAGAUUGACUUUCGAUCAGCGACAGCACCGACAGAGGACUUUCCCACCUCUGGCCUGGGUAUAUGCGUGUGAUCUAGAACGACCACGGACGACGACACCUCGCACACCCCGUACCCCUCCCCGACUGGUCACUCCCCGCCUCCCGGACUUACAGCAUUUGUAUCUUCCUUCGGUAUCUCUCUCGCUAUCGCCACUGCAGCUUACCCCUCCGACUCACACCCCCAACCCUCCUAGCCGUUCCGGAAACCCUGUGCAGACUAGAGUGGCCGUCUCAGACCCUGCGGCGUGGUUGGGUACACCAAGAGCUGGGGCGCUCCGCUCUCCCGUGCUAUUACCUCCGCCUCUGUGUCUGGAGAACCGCGAGGAUCAGCAGAGAGGACGCUCGCAUGACGCUCGAGGCGACCGCAGCCCGAAUCCGAUGCACCGUACGGCGCUUACACAGACCCCGCAGCCCAAUCUUCAGCGCCAGCGUAUCUCUCAGCCGUACCGGAUGGAGCAGGACUUGCCCGUCUCUCCUGUUGCUCGCGGACAGCCAAAGGUCUCCUCGCCGCUGCACCUUCAGCUGUCGGCACCUUUCUCACCUCUUGCCGUCUUCCCUCCUCGACCCACCCAGAUUACCCGUCCAUCAGCCAGCCCAACCACAGGGAAGACUUAUCCUCCCAUUUCCCCGUCCAGCCCCAACCCCACGGGACUCGUUCCACCCGCCCAGCUCUCGCAUCAUCCCCCCAUGCCACGGCUCACCCCAGCCCAAAUCCGCAACCUGCUAGACUUCCUGGAGCGUGCAGACCUGGAGAUCGAGCGGGGGUGUGCGAGAGUCAGCGAGGACCUGGGGGAGGUGAGGCGGGAGCUUGCACGCGUUAGACAGAUGAAGAGGUCGUAG
This is a messenger RNA of Dacryopinax primogenitus, 897 nucleotides long. RefSeq lists its product as uncharacterized. The record is from RefSeq and is a predicted model, not a curated record. The coding region runs from base 1 to 897 and encodes 298 amino acids. The transcript has a single exon. Lineage: Eukaryota; Fungi; Basidiomycota; Dacrymycetes; Dacrymycetales; Dacrymycetaceae.